This is a messenger RNA of Andrographis paniculata, 4585 nucleotides long. Its product is annotated as phospholipase A I-like. The transcript has 16 exons. Bases 294 to 4325 code for a protein of 1343 amino acids. Gene Ontology annotation, molecular function: protein binding; glycerophospholipase activity. The record is from RefSeq and is a predicted model, not a curated record. NCBI's taxonomy places the organism in Eukaryota, Viridiplantae, Streptophyta, Magnoliopsida, Lamiales, Acanthaceae. Gene Ontology annotation, cellular component: membrane. Gene Ontology annotation, biological process: fatty acid metabolic process.
GAUUGGGUUAGUCCUGCGAUUCCACGUUCUCCAUUUCCUUCCAUGUAUAGCUCCUCCAUCGUUCGCCGCUUCCCAAUCUCCAUGGAAGAAUUUCAAUCUCUCCAAAUUCAAAUCCAAUACAUGCAAUGCCACCACGCUCUUAAUUGAUUCCAAUUGCCCAAUCUCGCUGAUGAUUAAUUGCGUUCCAAUUUGAAGCGAUCGCAGCCUGCCCUAUGAUCCAGCUUGGAAUCAGUGGAAUCCGAAUUUCGAGUGGAAAACCCUCGAUCCAUCUGAAUUUUUCGUGAAUUGAUGAAAUGUCGUGGGGAUUGAGUUGGAAGCGCUCGGAAUCCUUCCACUUGACGCUGAGUUACGGCUCCGACGCCGAUGAAAUCUCCCAAACGGCGUCGUUUUUUGACGCGGCGGCGUUUCACGACGCCGAAAUCGUGGACGAGACCAACGAGGACAAGCAAUUAGGGUUCAGGAUUGAUCUCGAUUGGAACACCGGCGGCGAUGACGAGGACGAAGCGGCUUUCUGGCUCCAGUCGCAGGCCGCCGACGCCUUCCCCCCGCCGGAGGACGCCGUUGAAGUCGAAUUGAAUCCCGCCGAAGGUAAUUUGGAGAACUCUGUGGCGGUGGUGAUGAGAGUUCUGACGAGGAGGGAGCCAUUGAAGGGGGUUACAUUAUCGAGAGCUGGUGGUUUGGGGCAGCACAACGACGCCGGAAUCGGAGUUCUAUUGAGGCUUAUGAGGAUGGAUUUGACCACUAAGAUUACAGAUGAUGUGACUGCCGCCAUGGCCGAUUGCCUUGCAGAGCAUUGGCAUAAUGUAUCUCUCCUCUGCCUGGCCGGUCUUGGAUUAACCGCAUUGCCAGUUGAGAUAACACAACUUUGUAAUCUUGAGAGACUGUUUCUUGACAAUAACAAGCUAUUAGUUUUGCCGCCAGAGAUUGGUUCGUUGAAGAACCUAAAGGUUCUUGUAGUAGACAACAACUUGCUUACUUCUGUGCCCGUUGAGUUGAGAGAGUGUACAAAUCUCAUCGCGUUGUCUCUAGAGUACAACAAGUUGGUUCGACCGCUUCUUGAUUUUAGGGCAAUGUCCGAGUUACGUGUUUUAAGGCUUUUUGGGAAUCCCCUUGAAUUUCUUCCAGAUAUAAUGCCGUUACGCGAUCUUCACCACUUGUCUCUUCCAAACAUUCGGAUAGUUGCAAGCGACAAUUUAGGGUCGGUUGACGUACAGAUUGAGAUGGAAAACAGUUCGUAUUUCAUUGCAUCCCGACACAAACUGAGCUCAUUGUGCUCACUCAUAUUCCGAUUUUCGUCUUGCCAUCAUCCUCUGCUGGCAUCUGCUUUAGCAAAGAUGAUGCAAGAUGAGUGCAACCGUGUAGUCGUAGGAAAAGAUGAGACUGCACUGCGGCAGCUUAUUAGUAUGCUAAGCAGCGAUGAUCAAAAUGUGGUCGAACAAGCAUGCUCUGCUCUCUCAGCUCUUGCCUCGGACUUUCCAGUCGCAAUGCAGUUGAUUAAGCUCGAUAUCAUGCAACAUAUCGAGAGAGUUUUGAAAUCUGCAGGGCCGGAGAAAGUAAUUUUCGUUUUGCAGAUUGUGGUUAAGCUGGCUUUUGCGUCUGACACUGUUGCCCACAAAAUGUUCACCAAGGAUUUGUUAGAGUCGUUGAAGCUCUUGUCUGCCGAUCAAUGUCCAGAGGUGCAAAAACUAGCGCUGUUUGCCAUCGGGAACCUGGCUUUCUGUUUGGAAAAUCGACACGCAUUAGUUAAAUCCGACAGCCUGCGACAGCUUCUUCUGCGUCACACACGUUCUUCCGAUUCAUGUGUGUGCAAAGCUGCUGCUCGAGUUCUGGCAAUAUUAGGGGAGAAUGAGCUUCUGUGCCAUGCUGUUCGAGGGCAAAAGAUUCCUGAGCAAGGAUUACGCAUACUUGCCAUGGAUGGCGGCGGGAUGAAAGGUCUGGCAACGGUUAAGAUGUUGAAGGAAAUUGAAAAGGGUACUGGCAGACAGAUUCAUGAGCUUUUUGACCUUAUUUGCGGAACUUCAACCGGUGGCAUGCUCGCUGCUGCUCUCGGAAUCAAAAUCAUGUCGUUGGAAAAGUGCGAAGAAAUAUAUAAAGAACUUGGGAAACUUGUUUUUGCUGAUCCAAUUUCGAAGGACAAUGAGGUGGGUACGUGGAGAGAAAAGCUGGAUCAACUCUACAAGAGCUCGUCGCAGAGCUUUCGUGUCGCUGUGCAUGGAUCUAAGCACAGCGCAGGUGAGUUCGAGAGGCUUCUGAAGGAGAUGUGCGCCGAUGAAGAUGGAGAUCUGUUGAUUGAAUCGGCAGUUAACAGGAUUCCAAAAGUCUUCAUUGUUUCGACUCUCGUUAGCGUCUCACCGGCACAGCCAUUUGUGUUUCGAAACUACCAGUACCCUGCAGGGACACCAGAGGCCCCUUCUGCAGUUUCCGAAAAUAUGGUGACUGAGGGAGGAUCAGCUGUGACACCGACCGGAGCGCAAGUCGGAUAUAAAUGCAGCACUUUCAUGGGGAGUUGUAAGCAUCAGUUAUGGCAAGCGAUAAGAGCAUCGUCUGCAGCACCGUAUUAUUUGGAUGAUUUCUCCGAUGGCGUGUAUCGCUGGCAAGACGGGGCGAUCGUGGCAAACAAUCCUACGAUAUUCGCUUUGCGCGAAGCGCAGCUGUUGUGGCCAGAUGCUAAAGUCGAUUGCUUGGUUUCAAUCGGUUGUGGUUCGACUCCGCCAAAGAUUCGCAAAGGCGGCUGGCGCUAUUUGGACACUGGACAAGUCCUGAUCGAGAGCGCGUGCUCUGUCGAACGUGCAGAAGAAGCGUUGAAUACAUUGCUCGCCAUGCUCCCCGAUAUUCAAUAUUUUCGAUUCAAUCCAGUCGACGAGCGUUGCGAUAUGGAGCUAGACGAAACCGAUCCGGCAGUCUGGCUACAGCUCGAGAACGCCACAGAUGAGUACAUCGAGAACAACUUGACCGUGUUUAGAACUCUUACGGAGAAAUUGCUCGAGGGUCGUGACGAAGAGACAUUGUCAGUUGGUUCGAAAUCCAUGCCGUGUUCUGAAGCCGAAGUGUCAAACCCCAGUUUGGGCCGGAGACGGACCAUACUUCUCGUUGAGGCCUCGAGCAGUCUGGACUCAGAAAACGCCUACCACCACGCGCCCGCGCUUCAGACAUUUUGUGCUGAAAAUGCGAUAAGCUUGUUUCACCUAAACGUCGCUUCAACAGCCAUUAAAUCAGCUUCGUCGUCAAAUGCUCUGCCAUUGUUUACUGGUAGUUUUACUUCGACUACCCCGCCUCGCAGCCCCACGGUCAUCCCCAAGCAGCUCAGGAGAUUCGAUUCUGACCCAACCGAAAGCUUCAAUGGAUUUCAGUUGGGGCAAACGAGUUCUUCGCCACCGAAGUAUCCUUCUCAUAGAUCACUUCCGCUUCCGGCUCUAACUCUGCACGAGAAAAUAAACAGUUCGCCGCAGGUGGGAAUACUUCAUUUGGCUCUGCAAAACGAUGCACAAGGCGCAGUUCUAAGGUCUUUUCUGUGUUUUAUUCGUUCACGCUGCGUUGUAUUGCUGUACUCUCGACUCAUCUUCUCCGUCAUCCUUUUCUCAUGUAGUUGGCGAAGCGACGUGUUUGUGGUAGCCGAACCAGGGAACUCGGCAGAGAAGUUCGUCCGAAGCGUUAAACUCAGCUUGCUGUCAUCGUUGAAUGGAGGCAAGAGGAGGAAGUAUGCUGCCGCCUCCGCCAUCGACAAAAUUUCGACCGUUGCGGAGCUUAUCUCGCGCGAGCCCAAGUUCCAAGUCGGCAGCGUCUUCCACCGAUACAUCGGGCGCCAGACGCAUGUUAUGGAAGACCAUCGAGAGAUAAGCGCAUACAUGUUCCGUAGGGCGAUCCCUUCUCAGCACUUGAUCCCCGAAGACGUGUACUCGAUGGUUGGAGACUGGAGAGAGAGGAUUGUAAUCUUCGGUGGCGUCGUCGGGCCAACGUGGAAUUUAACAAAAGCGCUCUUGGACGCGGGCGCUAAAGCUGUCGUCUGCCCCUCUUCGAUCCCCGAAGAAAUCCAAUCGACGUUGCGAGAUAAACCGAAUGGUCAUAUUAGCUUCAAUGAAGGAGGAGGAGAAGACAACCAUGUCGUCGAGGCUGCUACAAAUCCGACGAGUGACUUUGAAAAUGAGCCCGAGACGAGUGGGCAGCAGUCGACGUGUUUUUGGGACGAUAGAGAGAAGGAAGUGUCGGAGUUUAUGAUCAAGGUGUAUGAUUCACUAUAUCACGGAGGGGAAAGAGUCGAUGUGGCCGUGAAAAGAGCUAUUGAAUCGCAUCCGGGAAUGCGAUAUUCGUGCCAUCUUCCACAGUAAGUGAAUACGACGCUCGCCAAGACGAGCCAUGGGAUCGUGCUCGGUCGAUAUAUUUAUACCGCUUCCCAUUUUAGGUAUUUCUUUUGCGAAAUAGACAAACACAUUGUACAUUUAUUGAGAUAGAUCGGUUAAAAAAAGGAAGUAUAGAGAUAGUAACGAUAUAUAGUAUUGAUGUAUCCAACUUAGAUUCAUCUUAUGGAACUACUUUUGUAUGGAAUUGAGAGUAGAUGCAAAGCAAUAAAAGUCAACCAAAAAAAAUA